GUGUGAAUGACAUGACAAACAGUGUGAAUCUUACAUUAGAAUUUGCUCAUGGACGAUCGAGUCUUUCCGGUUGUGAAGCACGCCUGACAACAUGGGUAAACCCAGAGGUCUUCGCACUGCACGUAAACAUGUAAAUCAUAGACGUGAACAACGGUGGAAUGACAAAGACUACAAAAAGGCACAUUUAGGAACCAGAUGGAAGGCUAAUCCUUUCGGUGGUGCCUCUCAUGCUAAGGGUAUUGUUUUAGAAAAAGUAGGAGUUGAAGCCAAACAGCCAAAUUCUGCUAUUCGUAAAUGUGUCAGGGUGCAACUGAUUAAGAAUGGAAAAAAAAUCACAGCUUUUGUACCAAGAGACGGUUGUCUCAAUAAUAUCGAGGAAAACGACGAAGUUCUAGUAGCAGGUUUUGGUCGGAAAGGUCACGCUGUCGGUGAUAUUCCUGGAGUACGAUUUAAGGUUGUAAAGGUUGCGAACGUUUCUUUGCUUGCUCUUUACAAAGAGAAAAAGGAACGACCUAGGUCUUAAAUUAUCGACUUUCAGGCUUGUACUGAUAAAUAUAAACAUAAAUUAAAAACUUA
This is a messenger RNA of Linepithema humile (Argentine ant), 576 nucleotides long. Its product is annotated as small ribosomal subunit protein uS12. The record is from RefSeq and is a predicted model, not a curated record. Gene Ontology annotation, biological process: translation. Gene Ontology annotation, cellular component: cytosolic small ribosomal subunit; ribosome. Gene Ontology annotation, molecular function: structural constituent of ribosome. NCBI's taxonomy places the organism in Eukaryota, Metazoa, Arthropoda, Insecta, Hymenoptera, Formicidae.